Fusarium coffeatum is the source of this 3708-nucleotide messenger RNA. RefSeq lists its product as uncharacterized. NCBI's taxonomy places the organism in Eukaryota, Fungi, Ascomycota, Sordariomycetes, Hypocreales, Nectriaceae. The record is from RefSeq and is a predicted model, not a curated record. The transcript is spliced from 4 exons. Gene Ontology annotation, biological process: tubulin complex assembly; microtubule cytoskeleton organization; post-chaperonin tubulin folding pathway. Bases 1 to 3708 code for a protein of 1235 amino acids. Gene Ontology annotation, molecular function: beta-tubulin binding; GTPase activator activity.
AUGGAUGCUCCAGAAGCAGAUUUCGACAUCAAACUGCAGAAGAUCUCGGCGGAUCUUCUAGAGGACUUUGACCGCUCUCUGCCCCAUUUCCUCUGGAAGCCUGAUGGUCAUGGAGGCACAAGAAUUCGUUCAAGGGUGCGCGCAAAGGAGAUUUUCAGACUGACCAGUUCUCUCCUGGACCCUUUCCAAGAACUUCCCCAGCUGCUGGAUCCAUAUCUCCCCAAAUGGAUCCCCCUCCUAGCUGAGGCGUUCCUAAAGCACCUGCAGACUCGCCAUCGUGGGAAAACUCUUUCUUCUCGUUCUAAACUGUUGGUUUCUGUGGAGUUCGCCAUAUGCAAGAUCCUGUACACGUUCUGCAAGAUUCGUGGCGAAAAAGUCAUUGUGCGCUUUCUCAACGUCGAAGCCAAGUAUCUAGAAUUGCUACUCAUUGCCAUUGAAGAGUCCGAGCAAGCUUCUGCCGAUGGUGUUACUCUUGGUAAAUGGUCUUGGGAAGAGCGCUAUGUUGUUCUUCUAUGGCUCUCCCACCUUCUACUAGCUCCCUUCGACCUCUCUACCAUUUCAUCUGUCGACCUGCAAGAUGUUACUGCUCCGGAUAUCCCGGGCAUGGUCUGGCCUGAGAACCUCCCUGCUAUUACUGUGCGCAUGAUUCCGCUUGCUAUCAAGUAUCUCAGUACUCCCGGAAAAGAGCGGGAUGCUGCAAAGGCUCUCUUGGUGAGAAUGGCGAUUCGACGUGAUAUGCAACAGCUAGGUGUUCUCAAGAGCCUCAUUGACUGGUCUCUUGCCUCACUACGGCCGAGAAAGGAUCAACCCCUUCAAACGACAUACUUUUGUCUCGGUAUACUGUCCUUCCUUGCUGGUGUCUUGCGGGCAUCGUCAGACACUUCUGACAUGAACCCUUAUCUUUCCACCAUAUUUUAUGCCAUCCAGGCGAUUUCUGUUGGCGAGGAUGAGUUGUCAAAGACUAUUAUCUCCUUUGCUCUUGCAAGGAAAAUGAUUCUCAAGGUGAUCCGGUCUGUGGUUGUGUUGCGCCUUCGUCAGCCACAAGACAUGGCCAGUACCGAGCUCACAGAGGCCGCCAUUGGAUACCUACUCGAAUCUGUAUCUGACAACGAUACACCAGUACGAUUUGCUGCCAGUAAAUCCCUGAGUAUCAUCACACUAAAACUAGACCCCGAUAUGGCUUCUCAAGUUGUCGAAGCAGUGCUUGAAUCACUGAAUCGCAAUGUUCUUUGGACGAAGCCGGCUGGAGGCAAACCAGUCAGGGACUUGUCCGCCGUGAAUAACCUCGAGUGGCACGGCCUGAUGCUCACGCUCUCACAUCUACUGUACAGACGAUCUCCACCAACUGAACAGCUUUCCGAUAUCAUCCAUGCCCUCCUUCUGGGCUUGUCAUUCGAGCAAAGAAGUAUGUCUGGAGGCAGUGUUGGAACCAACGUGCGUGAUGCUGCUUGCUUCGGUAUCUGGGCUCUGGCACGUCGAUAUACGAGUGAAGAACUUCUAGCUGUCCCCACGCACUCUGUCUUUGCAGCAAAAGCUCACCCUGCAACCAGUUCCAUUAUCCAGGUUCUGGGGACAGAACUUGUCAUAACUGCUUCACUGGAUCCCGCAGGAAACAUCAGACGUGGUGCAUCAGCGGCGUUGCAGGAGCUCGUGGGACGUCAUCCCGAUACCGUUGAGCAAGGCAUCUGGGUGGUGCAGACUGUUGACUACCACUCUGUUGCGCGACGUUCCAGAGCGAUUCAGGAGGUAGCCGUUAACGCGACCAGGCUAGCAAGUCAGUAUGGUGAGGCCAUUAUCGACACUCUUCUGGGCUGGAGGGGUAUUGGUGACCUUGAUGCUGCCUCGAGGCGUGUGUCAGGUGCCGCCUUUGGUGUUCUCACAUCCGAACUGUCAGACUUGAAGUCUGGCGAUCCCCUCACUCGGUUCAAAACCACUGUUCAACUGCUGACCGAGCGCCUCAAGACCCUUCAGCCACGCCAGGUUGAGGAAAGACAUGGUCUGUUAUUAUGCUUCGCAGCCGUCCUUGAUAAGUUCUCUGCGCUGUCUCAGGAGGGCACAUCUCAGGAGGAUUCGUCCCUGGUCAAUAAAAUACUCUUGACAGCAUCAGGUGUGCUGGAGAACUUGCAGUCGACGGCCUAUCGAAAACCGGAGCUGCUCGCUGAAGCAGCAAGUCGUCUUGUUGUUUCAGCGCUGCCCGUUUUGCAGACUGCAGUUCUUGGCACGAAUCAGCCAAUCCUCCGUCCAGGGCAUGAACUCGUCCAUCCCGAUAAUACAUCCGACUGUAUGAGUCUGGUAUCCAAGCUCGAUUCCUGCGAUGAAGAUCGAAGUGUAGAAGUAACACGUCUGGUAUCAGCGUUGCGAGCUAUAGUUCCAACAUGGUUGAAUCGCAGCGAACAAGAGACUAUUGAGCCGACCGCUGCUGCAUCACUAGUCCUGCUGAUGCUCUCCCAGCCAACUGGUAGAAAGGCACUCAUAGGUGAAUGGGCCGAAACUGUUGAGCGUCGCCCUACAAGUCGAACUGCUGUGCACGGCAACGGCUACUUUUCAGCACUUACGACUGCACAGCCCCUGGUGGACUCAUCUGAGGAUGUGGCUUGUCAAGCACUCUUGGGGCGAUGGGCAUGGGAUACCGAAGUUGACACUCGAGUGGCUAUCCUGCAGAGCCUGACACAGAGCAGUGUUUUACAUAAAAAGCCUCUGACCUUCUUGCAGUUGAUUGCUGAGGGGCUGAACGACUACACUACGAACGCCCGGGGAGAUAUUGGAUCACAUGUCCGUGUACAUGCUCUCAGAGCUGUCAGAACACUAUGGGGUAAACUAGAUGAGGUGAUAAAUGAGAGUGAGUGGGUAGAAACAUCUGUGCGGACACUCUUCUUCAGUGCUCUUCGCCUUUCUGCCGAAAAACUCGACCGAGUUCGUCCUGAAGCCCAAACUGCGGUGGCCCUGAUCCUGGAAGAAAGCCACGCCAAAAACUUCCUUGACCUCACUUUCUCUUCUAAAGCCUACUUCCAUAGCCUGUUGACUCUUCAUGCUGGGUCGCGUCUCCGGCUGUGGCUUCGCAAAGUAGCAAAAGAAGAGACGGGCCAAUGGAUGGCAGAGCUUAUGUCUGGUUUCGUUGGAUCCGCAGAUACCGGCAACGAAGAUCUAAUUAUUGCCAGUCGAGCGGCGCUUUGUGACUUUUGCGAGGCGAGUCAUGAGAACCUAGAUCUUGUCUGCCAGGCACUGUUACAGAACCUCAAGACUCGACAGGGUCAAGACAGGGUCAUUGUACCGACUCUUGAGGUUGUUGCAUUCCUUUUCCACGUGCAACUCUUCCAGAGGAGCAGUGUUGACCUUCGUAACCUGUGCCUGCAGACUCAGAAGGCGGGAUAUAAAACGGGUAACGUACGCAAGCUUGAGGCGUGCGUCAAAGUCUACGCUGGUGUUGCAUCAAUGCUUGGCCAAGAAGGUGCCGAGACAGGAGCCCAAGAAGCCAGAAAGCGCUUGGGGGCUCUGUUGUAUCACCCCUGGCCCAAGGUAAGGAGUAUGGUGGUAGAUGGACUCUGGGGUGUGCUUGGGGGACAGGAGGAAGCUGCAGAGAAGCUGAAAGGUGUAGACUGGGGUCAAGCUGGGAAGCCACAUAUCAAAACUGCAGUCGAGGAAUUGAGUGUUCGAGAAGAUGAAGUGCACGGUAAUGCACGGCUAUUCGGCUUGAAGUUUGGUUCCUGA